CAAAAAUAUAUAUAAUAAUAUAAUAAAUUAAUAAAUAAAAUUAUAUUUUAAUAAUGCUUACAAUACAAUUUGGGCAAUGUGGAAAUCAAUUAGGGCAUACAUUAUUCUCAGAAAUAUCAACUGAUAUGGAGUGUGUAAAUACAGGUGUAUCAUAUAAAACUAAUCAUCAAUAUAUAGAAGAUACAUUUAAUAGGUGGUUUAGUGGUUUAUCUAAAAGUAAUGACCGUUUAGCAAGAGCAAUUCUUAUAGAUACAGAACAAAAAGUCAUAAAUAAAAUUUAUAAUAAGAAAAGUAAUUUAUGGACAUAUUCAACAAAAAAUGUAAUUUGUCAAGCUGGAGGAGGUUGUGCAAAUAAUUGGGCAUUUGGUUAUUUAAUAAAAGGUUAUGAAUUAAGUGAUGUGAUAUUAAAUUGUGUAAGGCAAGAAAUAGAAAAAUUAGAUCAUUUUGAUGGAUUUCUUUUAUUAUUAAGUUCUGCAGGUGGAACAGGAUCUGGUAUUGGAAGUUAUAUUACAAAAUUAUUACAUGAAGAAUAUAAUAAAAAACCAAUUCUUAAUACAACAAUAUUACCAUUUUCAUUUGGUGAAGUAUGUACACAAAACUAUAAUACAUUAUUAACUUUAGCAAAACUUUACAAUGAAAGUGAUAUAAAUAUUUUAUUUGAAAAUGAACAAAUAUAUAAUAUAUGUACUAGUUUAUUAAAAAAAUCAUCUAUAAAUCUACAAGAUAUGAAUAAAGUUAUUUCAGAAAAAUUAUUAGCUACAUUUCAACCAGUAAAUUAUGAAAAACAUAACAUAAAUUCAUUAUUAUCUCAAAUAGCAUGUCAUCCUUCAUAUAAAAUAGCAAUAAUAAAAAGUACUCCACAUAUACCAGCAACAUCUACAAGCUAUGAACCAAUGUAUAAUUGGAAUUCAUAUAUUCAUCAUUUAAAGCAAACACUUAGAAUACCAAAUUUAAAUUCACAGUUAACUAAUGUUGAAUUAAAAAUGCCAUCUAAUUUAUUAAGUAAUACCAUACAUCAUACAUAUGCUACUUCAGUAUCAAAUGUUUUAAUAACACGUGGAACAAUGUUAGAACAAGAUCUUAUAAUGACAAAUAUACUUAAAGAAAAACAUUUAUAUGCAAACUGGAAUACAAUUGAUUGGUUUACUCAUUUACAUCAAAAUCGAAAAUUUUUAAAUCAUGAUAAAUUUCUUGCUUUAAUAACCAAUAAUUCUCAAACUUCUUAUUCUUUAGAUAUAUUUUUAAAUAAAACUUGGAAAUCUUAUAUUCAUUCUGCAUUUUUACAUCAAUAUAAACAAUUUGGUUUAGAAGAAGAUGAUUUUCUACAAGCAUUUUCAGUGCUUGAAAAUGUUGUAAAAGAAUAUAAAGAAUUGGUCUCUCAUACAGAUUAAUAAUAAAUUAUAAUUAA
Molecule: messenger RNA, 1408 nt
Organism: Apis florea (little honeybee)
Lineage: Eukaryota; Metazoa; Arthropoda; Insecta; Hymenoptera; Apidae
Product: tubulin delta chain
Biological process (GO): microtubule-based process
Cellular component (GO): microtubule
Molecular function (GO): structural constituent of cytoskeleton; GTP binding
Source: RefSeq, a predicted model, not a curated record